CAGGUUUAGGGCACUGGGGUGUCCGCUCCGCGCGCCCCCUCGGGUUCGGUUGCACCACCUCCCUUGGGCCCUCAGCACCCACCUUUAUUCGAGGCCCCCGUUCUUCUGGCCUCCGCUUCUCUCAUUGCACCAGUUCUAGGCGCGUCAGGUGGGGCGGGAAUAAAGUUUUCCCAACCUGGCCUGGGAGAGGUCUGGAUGGGGAGGUCUCUCCCGGCUCCAGACUCCGCGGCGGGUUGGACCGUGCGUUGCGGGCUUCGCUGCCGCCCGGGGGCUCUGCUCUGAAUGGGCGCUGGCCCCCAGUGACCGGCUGGGCUGACCGAGCGCCGCCCCCGCCCACCCCAGGCCCGGGCCCCGUCCCCUCCCCCGCCUCCGGCGCACGGGCCCCGGCAGCUCCAGCCCCGCCUGCACCCGGGUCGCUGCAGUCCCUGCGGCUGCCCCCGGGCACCCUCCCCGGGGGCCCCGGCCUGACUCCAGCCUGGGGGCGCCUCGGGGGGAGCGCGGGACAGCAAGGGAGGCCAGGGUGGGGGGCGGGGGCUCGGCUCCAGGGCUCUCCGACCUGACAGGCAGCCCCUCGGACUCGGGGAGCCGGAACGCAGGGCAAGGCAAGGACGGGGCGGCCGGCGGAGGGGCGGGCGCCUCUCAUCAGUCACGCCAGUCACGUCUGGGGCCACCCGGCUGCCGUUUUCUGGCUUUCCCCCCUUGGCUGUCUCCCCCCUCCCCUGUUGGCGAGGGCAAAGUGGCCGUGGCGGCGCCAUGCCCGGGCCGGAGUGAGCGCGCGCGGGCGAAAAUGGCGUACAUCCAGACUUAGCCUGCCAGGAAGCUCUGCCACCUGCAUCCCCACCCCUUCCUGGCUUAGAGGAGCUCCACUGCCUUUCCUGCCAUGGAAUCCCGAGCUCCUCUUUUCAAGUUCAGAGAAGGUCAUGUUUACUGUACACGGAGUGUUGGAUGUUGUGUAUGGGCAGGGACUAUUCAACAGUCAGUCAACAGACACUUGGCCACCAACCAAGUGUUUAUUGUGGGCACUGUGGAUAGAACUGUGAAAACAGCAUGAACCCUGCCCUUCAGAGCGCACAAGUUAGCAACAAAUAAAUGUUAAAACAGCUGUCUUAGGCUCUGAGUGACCUGUUUGGGUGGAGAGAGGCUAAGGGACUUUCCUGAGCCACACAGCUGUUGGGUAGGAGAUGGGUCAAGCCUCUAGUCUGAGCUGGGCCAGCCAUAUGGACUUGCCUUCUUUCUCUUCAUGUCAAGGACCAGCUAGAAAAUGUUUUCUUUGAGGGCUUCUCUCAGCUGUGAUGCUGCACAGCCCUGGACUGUAGUGGCUGGGUGGGCGUGGCUGCAUCCCAGUAACAUUCCAUUUGUGAACUCUGAAAUUCUAAUUUCCUAUGCUUUGCCUAAGUCGAAUGUAUCCAUCUUCCACUGACUUUUUCCAGCCACUUACAGGUGUGCAAGCCAUUCUUAGCUAGAAGGCUGUCUGAGAAUCCAAGAGCAGGCUAUGGGCAGCAUUUGGCUGAGAACUGUCAUUUGCCUGGCCCUGUUCUAGAAUAUCUGGGUUCUUCUACCAGUCCUUUCAGACUUGAAUAGGUUCUCCUCCAUUUGGCCACUGUAUGAGGAGAGGCUCAGCAUGCCUGCGGACACCCCCCACCCCAAUCUCCUUUCACUGCUCUUAGCUCCCUGAUCUUCAUCUUGGACACUGACCUUGGGUUGUUUCUCAGUGAGGACCCUGGGGUGGCCUUAUCACCUGGCUUCAUAUAUGGGUCCUCUUUUGAUGGCUACUGGAUUUGUAGAUUUGCGUUUGGGUUGCCGUGAAGUACCCCUUUGUCUUUGCACACUGUCAUAAUCAUUGUUGAGUGUGAGUUCUCCAGUCAGCCCCAGAGGACAGUUCUUUCUGCUGCUUUGUUCAGUGUGUUCCCUAAUGCCUGGUGGGUUCCAGGCUAUCUUGGCAAACCACCUUGUUCACCUAAGCCACAGGAGGGUGCAGAUAGUUUUUGCAGCUGGGCAAUACACUCAUUUGCAGAGUCAGUGUCUAACUUAGCCCUUCUGCUAAUGAGGAGUAACUGAGGCUCAGAGGGGGCCCUGACUUGGCCAGGUUGUGUGCUGGCCCUGUGGUGAGGAGCUUCUCCACUGGGCUCUUGCCUGACUCCCCAGCACCUUCAGGUCUUGCUCUUUAUUUGGUUUGACUUUUGCUCUUGGUUGAGUUUGUGCUCAGUGCUGGGGACUUUGUUUCCCAAACUGCAAUCCUUUAUUUACUUCUCCAAAGAUUUUGAAUUUUUUUCAUAAGCUACGUACCACCUUUGGUGUUAUUAACUUAGUCUCUUUCUCUGUAAAUGUACUCAGUUUUUUUAUUUGACUUUGUAAAAUCCCACAAAAAGAAAACUUCAUCCACUGCCAUGACAGGGAGCCAGAAUCGCUUGAUAUGAACAGAAGGCAUCUGGAAAAACAAACACAGUGAGAAUAAUAUUGUUUAUGAAACUCUAGCUGGAAACAGGAUUUGUUAGAGGUGAACAGACAAGGCGACCAAAGAGAAACCUCCUCCUAGAAAAAUAACUGUCAAGGAUCACAGCCUCUUGAGUCAAUUUUCUGAGUUCAUACCCCACCUGAGUUCAUUUCCAGAAUGUCCCAGGUUGGGAUGGGGACUCCUUGGGACCCAUUUAGGAAGCCAUCUACAAUCUUCCCUGCAAUAGGGGGUGGGAAUCUUUGAGAAGACUAGGUGAGGGGGUGGGUGGGGCUGUGAAAGCAGCCCUUCCCUCCUCCCUCCCAGGGACCAUUCUGCCUUCCCUUUCUGCUCCAUUUGUGGGUGGUCAUAUGAAGCUCCCCACCAUCACUAUUGGAGCAGAUUUGGAAGGUAGGGCCUCCGGGAGGGUGGGGGGCAGACAGGGAGGGGGAAGACCAGUGUCAGUCACUGCAUUGACUGCCUGCACGGUAGCUAGUCAUGUCCUUCAGCUUGGCUUCCCAGCUAUUUCUGUAGAGGAAGGUUUGCUCUUCUCAAGUGUGGCAGCGUUGGAUAGCAUGACUAUCCAUCCACCCGCACUGAUUCAUAACAGCAUACGGUGCAAAUCAGAUCGAAAUGCUCAAGUUUCCCAUCUACUCGGGCUUGGUUAGCCAGGAGGCUACCAGCAGCCCAGAAGCUAGCAACACCUUGUUAGCAAGCCAGCUCCCUUUCCAGAAUGGGCAGUUGGAACCAUUAAACGAGGGUUUUCUUUCUAGAAUCUCGGACCUGCUGCUGUGCAGAUGGACCUGCCGCCACUGCUGUCAGAAGUGCUAUGAGUCCAGUUGCUGCCAGUCGAGUGAAGAUGAAGUUGAAAUCCUGGGACCUUUCCCUGCCCAGACUCCUCCCUGGCUGAUUGCCAGCAGAAGCAGUGACAAGGACGGGGACUCUGUACACACAAGCAGUGAUGUCCCACUGACCCCGCGGACCAACUCCCCCGACCGGAGGUGCUCAUCCUCAGACACAUCCAAGUCCACAUACAGCCUGACCCGAAGGAUUUCAAGUCUGGAGUCCAGGCGACCCAGCUCCCCACUUAUCGACAUCAAGCCCAUUGAGUUUGGCGUUUUCAGUGCCAAGAAGGAGCCCAUCCAGCCUUCGGUGCUCAGACGGACCUACACCCCUGAUGACUAUUUCCGCAAAUUCGAGCCCCGCCUGUACUCCCUGGACUCCAAUGGUGAUGAUGUGGACUUCCUGACUGAUGAGGAGAUCCUGUCCAAGUACCAGCUGGGCAUGUUGCAUUUCAGCACCCAGUACGAUCUCCUACACAACCACCUGACAGUGCGAGUGAUCGAGGCCCGGGACCUGCCGCCACCCAUCUCCCACGACGGUGCACGCCAGGACAUGGCGCACUCCAACCCCUACGUCAAGAUUUGCCUGCUGCCGGACCAGAAGAACUCCAAGCAGACCGGGGUCAAGCGCAAGACGCAGAAGCCCGUAUUCGAGGAGCGCUACACCUUCGAGAUCCCCUUCCUAGAAGCCCAGAGGCGGACCCUGCUGCUCACCGUGGUGGAUUUCGACAAGUUCUCUCGCCACUGUGUCAUUGGGAAGGUGUCUGUGCCUCUGUGUGAGGUGGACCUGGUGAAAGGCGGCCACUGGUGGAAGGCGCUGAUCCCCAGCUCUCAGAAUGAAGUAGAGCUAGGGGAGCUGCUUUUGUCACUCAAUUAUCUCCCCAGUGCUGGGAGACUGAAUGUUGACGUCAUUCGAGCCAAGCAACUUCUUCAGACAGAUGUGAGCCAAGGUUCAGACCCCUUUGUGAAAAUUCAGCUGGUACAUGGACUCAAGCUGGUAAAAACAAAGAAGACAUCCUUCUUAAGAGGAACAAUUGAUCCUUUCUAUAACGAAUCCUUCAGCUUCAAAGUUCCCCAAGAAGAACUGGAAAAUGCCAGCCUUGUGUUUACAGGAUCUGGGUAUGGCUGGCACUGGGAUUCUGACAUCGUUCUGUGAGGACUUCUGCUCCAGGAUCACUGGAUACCCUCAUCUGUCUACAUCUGGUCUCAGAUCCUGGGCUGCAGGUCUCCCAAGAUAGCAGACCCUAGACAAAAACCCUUCCCUGCCAGGCUUCUUCAGUGUGAGCUGACUGCUUCCCCUCACCAAGACUACAAAUGUUCUGUGCACAGAGGAGGGCUCGCUCUAGGCUUUCUCUGGGCCUAUCACUGAAGAGCCUGCCUCCAAUCAGAAGGCGCCUGCCCUAAGUAGACAUGUUGAUUCUAUCUGACAGAGCCUGUGAGGGCUGCUGCCCAGACUGAGUUACGAAUGAGGUCCUCUCUCCAAGAUUUCAGGUCAAAACGGAAGACAGUGAUUGUAUUGAAUCCUUAAAUGGUGCCAGGCGGGCCUCCUAAUGAUACUGAGCCAAGAUUGGAUCCGAGUGUGGAAUAGCCAUCUCUAAGUCUUUAAAUCUUUACUGAGCAUACAGAGCUGAAUGGUGUGAUUUAGACUGGGGGGGGGGGGGGGGGGAGACAUGGAGAACCUCCAUGUGACUCUAUUUUACUGAAGCAUUUGUGACAAGAGUACCACAUGCUUGUUAUAAUGAGAAUCACAACCAAAAGAUGUAUGGACAAUGGGACUAAAUGCAUGGGGCUUGGAGUCAAGACUUGGGUUCUGGGUUUGUAACCUUGGGAAGACUUAUUGCUUAGGCACUCUUCAUUGCAAAAUGGGCAAAAUUUUACAAAGACACCUCAAGGAGUAGAGGAGACAACAUAAUGGUCAUGCAAAAAGGCCUUUUAGGCCUAAGGCUGCAAAAAUCCGAGGUUCAGUUCCAUAUACCACCAAAGCCAGAGUUGAGUGGUGCUCUGACCUCUUUCUGUCAUGUCUCUGUAUAUAUCUUCCCCACCCUCACUAAAAAUAAAUAAAU
This is a messenger RNA of Erinaceus europaeus (western European hedgehog), 5336 nucleotides long. It is a transcript of the gene SYT17, whose product is annotated as synaptotagmin 17. NCBI's taxonomy places the organism in Eukaryota, Metazoa, Chordata, Mammalia, Eulipotyphla, Erinaceidae. Gene Ontology annotation, biological process: regulation of dopamine secretion; regulation of calcium ion-dependent exocytosis; calcium-ion regulated exocytosis. Gene Ontology annotation, cellular component: membrane. The record is from RefSeq and is a predicted model, not a curated record. Gene Ontology annotation, molecular function: phosphatidylserine binding; clathrin binding; calcium-dependent phospholipid binding. The coding region runs from base 3065 to 4429 and encodes 454 amino acids. The transcript is spliced from 9 exons.